AUGAGCAAUCCACAGAUCACUCAGUGCCUUAAAGAUGUACUACCUACCCAUUCAGGGCCCUUUCCUUCCCAAUUGGUUUCAUAUGUCGACUCCCUCUACAGUCUAAGUAUACAGAAGAUUCCCUCACUUCCAUAUAGGGCAGAUGUAGCACGGUACCAUUUAUGUGCUUACCUUGGCGCUUUGCGUUGUCAGCAGAGGUUUUCACUUCCUGAGCCUCUGCCUCAGAGGAUUCCCGUACAGCCAAAGUUGUUGGAAAAGCUAUUGGACGAUAUAGAGGAUAAGGUGGUAGCUGCAACACGUUCUCCUAGCAGUACACCUACGAAGAAACGUGUCAUGAGUCCGGCAAUGCUGCCGCUGCCAUCUAAGAAGAACAGUGUACCUAAAAUUUCUAGUCCUUUGAAGAAAUUGCAGUCGUUGAAGGAAGAUAAGUCUCCGAAGGGUAAUAAUGCUUUUGAGAUGGAGUCUCCAUUUAACCCGAGCAAAAAGCUUUCAAACGAAGAAUCUCCAUUUAAUACUCCUACGAAACGUAAACUCGAAGAGGCUAGUGGAACCCCGAAACUGCCAAAGACUCCUAGAACUCCAAAAACGCAGAAAUCUGCAGCUGCUUCUCCAGGAACACCGCGUUACAUUCGCCAGCUUACUGUUGCAGAUAUUGUAUCUUUUGCAAACAACUUUUACAUUCCUGCCCAAGUUACUCCUCAGCUUGUGGAGAGUUUUAUGGCCCAAAGACACAAAUUUUUAAAGAAGAACGAAUGGCUUCUAGCGUGUGGGCUUGUUCACGCUGCAUACAUAAGAAUCAACAGUAAACUUUUGGAAAGGACUAUUGGAAAGAAGACGGAGCUUCAGGAUCAGCUUUUCCAGUACCAAAAGGGAGGACUUAUGAAGAUGAAUAUGAUUAUGUGGAUCAACAUUAUCGAAGAGUCUGUCAAAUCUGAACCUUGGAUUGUGGAUUUGGAGUUGAAGUAUGUGCACAAUAACUGGUCAUCCGAAGAUAACUCGAAGGCCCGUGAGGUGGAAGGAAAGCUAGGAAAAGGCUACGAGCUUCUUGAGCUGUUUGGAUCGAUGAUAAACCCUUCAGUGAUGUUUGACAAGCCUUCACAGGUUGAGUACUACAACCGUUGGACCAGUAGAGUUCUAGAGCAACUCGAGAAAUAA
Molecule: messenger RNA, 1155 nt
Organism: Candidozyma haemuli
Lineage: Eukaryota; Fungi; Ascomycota; Pichiomycetes; Serinales; Metschnikowiaceae
Product: origin recognition complex subunit 6
Exons: 1
Coding region: 1-1155 (384 amino acids)
Biological process (GO): DNA replication
Cellular component (GO): nuclear origin of replication recognition complex
Molecular function (GO): DNA binding
Source: RefSeq, a predicted model, not a curated record